AUGGGCAACAAGAAACUGUUGACUGGUGGUGGGUCGAGCAAAGCUAAUGGUAGUGGAAGCUACAGAGAUCCUCUGUUACAGAACCAGGAUAAAACGAAAGCAAACGGAGAGCAAACAAGCGAAAAUGGUCAAAAUGAUCUCGAGCACGGUGUGGUUGAGGCAGCAAAUGUUGGAUUUGGCAGAGUCUUUGCGUUGGCAAAACCUGAUGCAGGGAAGCUAGUGAUUGGCACCAUUGCUUUGUUGAUAGCCUCAACAACUAAUCUCCUUGUUCCGAAAUUUGGUGGAAUGAUUAUAGACAUUGUAUCCAGAGAUGUCAACACCCCUGAGCAGCAAGCUGAGUCCAUUCGCGCUGUUAGAAACGCCGUUGUGAUCAUCUUGCUCAUCGUUGUAAUCGGGUCUGUAUGCACGGCUCUGCGAUCUUGGCUGUUCAAUUCUGCAAGCGAAAGAGUUGUGGCUCGACUGAGAAAGGACUUGUUCAAACACCUAAUGCAUCAGGAAAUAGCGUUUUAUGAUGUUACCAAAACCGGAGAACUCUUGAGUAGACUCUCUGAAGACACACAGAUCAUUAAAAACGCUGCUACUACUAAUCUCUCUGAAGCUCUUCGUAAUGUAACAACUGCGUUUAUUGGAGUUGGUUUCAUGUUUACAUCAUCUUGGAAGUUAACAUUGUUGGCACUAGUAGUGGUUCCGGUGAUUUCAGUUGCUGUGAAGCAAUUCGGGAGAUACCUCCGUGAGCUUUCACACAAAACUCAAUCAGCUGCUGCUCUUGCUGCAUCCAUCGCUGAGGAGUCUUUUGGCGCAAUCCGAACGGUUAGAUCUUUUGCGAAAGAAGGUUAUAUGGUAUCACAGUAUUCCAAGAAAGUUGAUGAGACUCUGAAGCUAGGACUCAAACAAGCUGUACUCACCGGUUUGUUCUUCGGUGGACUAAACGCAGCUUUCACGUUAUCUGUUAUUACGGUUGUUAGUUAUGGAGCUUACUUGACAAUAACUGGCUCUAUGACCGUUGGAGCACUCACUUCCUUCAUUCUUUAUAGCCUCACAGUUGGUUCAUCCGUAUCUUCUUUAUCGAGUUUGUACACAACUGCAAUGAAAGCUGCAGGAGCUAGUAGACGGGUUUUUCAGAUCUUGGACCGUGUUUCUAGCAUGCCAAGUUCAGGGAAGGAGUGUCCUGUAGGUAAUCCUGAUGGAGAUGUGGAGAUAAAUGACGUUUGGUUUUCUUAUCCUUCUCGCCCUAGUCACAUGAUACUCAAGGGUAUAUCGUUGAGGUUGACACCAGGUUCAAAAGUUGCACUUGUUGGACCAAGUGGUGGAGGAAAAACGACAAUAGCCAAUUUGAUAGAGAGAUUCUAUGAUCCUGUCAAGGGAAAGAUUUUGCUUAAUGGAGUUUCUUUGAUGGAAAUAUCUCAUCAAUACCUUCACAAACAGAUCAGCAUUGUAAGCCAAGAACCGAUUCUAUUCAACUGUUCAGUGGAAGAGAACAUCGCAUAUGGAUUCGACGGUGAAGCUAGUCAAUCAGAUAUAGAAAAUGCAUCGAAAAUGGCGAAUGCGCACGAGUUCAUAGAAACAUUCCCGGAUAAGUAUAAAACCGUUGUCGGAGAACGAGGAAUACGUCUCUCAGGAGGACAGAAACAGAGGAUCGCAAUCGCGAGAGCGCUUCUUACAAACCCUAGAGUCUUGCUUCUUGAUGAAGCAACAAGUGCGCUUGACGCAGAAAGCGAAUAUCUUGUUCAGGAUGCGAUGGACUCGUUGAUGGCGGGAAGGACGGUUUUGGUGAUAGCUCAUCGGUUAUCGACGGUUAAGACUGCAGAUUGUGUGGCGGUUAUAUCAGAUGGUCAAGUGGCUGAGAAAGGAACUCAUGAUGAGCUUCUCAGCUUUAAUGGAAUCUACACUAAUCUUGUCAAGAGGCAGCUUCAGAGUUCUUCUUCUGUUACCAACUUGUGA
Messenger RNA from Microthlaspi erraticum, 1941 nucleotides. The record is from the annotation of a GenBank genome assembly. Lineage: Eukaryota; Viridiplantae; Streptophyta; Magnoliopsida; Brassicales; Brassicaceae.